Musa acuminata subsp. malaccensis (wild Malaysian banana) is the source of this 3469-nucleotide messenger RNA. RefSeq names its product receptor-like protein kinase 5. NCBI's taxonomy places the organism in Eukaryota, Viridiplantae, Streptophyta, Magnoliopsida, Zingiberales, Musaceae. Gene Ontology annotation, biological process: protein phosphorylation. Gene Ontology annotation, molecular function: ATP binding; protein kinase activity; protein binding. The record is from RefSeq and is a predicted model, not a curated record.
CAAACAGAAGCUUAAGCUAAGAAAUGGCGGCUGAAAUCCGAGGCCCUUCCUCUCUCUUCCUCUUCUACCUCUUCCUCUGCCUCGCUUCCGUGGUUGCAUCCCAGACACUACCGAACAAUGACCAGAAGCGGAUCCUCCUGCGGAUCAAGCGGGAGUGGGGAGGCGAACCCGCUCUGGACUCGUGGAACGUCGACAACCCCACCACCUACUGCAAGUGGCUGGGCGUGGGCUGCGCUGCUGACGGCUCCGUCGUCAACAUCACUCUGUCCGACCAGACCUGGACAAGGAUCACCCGGCCGAUCCCAGCCUCCCUCUGCGACCUCAAGAACCUCACCCACCUCGACCUCAGCUACCAACGCAUCCAUACCCGCUUCCCCACCUCCCUCUACAACUGUUCCAGCCUCCGGUACCUCGACCUCAAGCAGAACGGCUUCGUUGGAGCGAUCCCCGCUGACAUCGACCGACUCUCGCCGCGGCUCACGCUCCUCGACAUCUCCGGCAACAACUUCACGGGCGACAUCCCUCCCUCCAUCGGCCGGCUCCCGGCGAUCCAAACACUGUGGCUAUAUGCCAAUCUCUUCGAUGGAAGCUUACCCGCCGAGAUCGGCAACCUGUCCCGCCUCCAACAGCUUGGGCUGGCAUACAACUCCUUUGCUCCAAUGAGGAUUCCAUCGGAGUUCGGCAACUUGACUAAGCUGACCUUCCUGUGGAUGACCAGUGCCAAUCUCCAAGGCGAGAUACCGCCCCCGUUCGCGCAGCUCAAAGUGUUGACUCAGUUAGACUUGUCGGAAAACUCGCUCACCGGAGCGAUUCCCGCGGGAAUCUGGGGCCUACCGAAUCUGCAAUACUUGUACCUGUACAAGAACAACUUAUCCGGUUCCGUCGUCAUCGACGGGACGAUCGGAGCUCUGGGCCUGGUAGAGAUAGAUCUUUCGAUGAAUCAGCUCACUGGAUCGAUCCCACACGACUUCGGCAAGCUCAAGAAACUCUCUCUCCUCUACUUGUACUACAACAGGUUAUCCGGCGAGAUACCGGCGAGUAUCGGCAAGCUUCCGUCUUUGUCCACUCUCCGACUAUUUAGCAACGGCUUAACCGGCGUCUUACCGCCAGAAUUGGGCAAGAACUCUCCUUUGAUAGACAUUGAGGUCGAUGACAACAAGAUCUCCGGCGAGUUACCGGACGGGCUAUGCGACCGUGGCGCCUUCAAUUCCAUCGUGGUCUUCGACAACAGCCUCACGGGAAGGAUACCGUCGUCGCUCGGAAAGUGUUCGAAGCUCAACAAUUUCCAGAUCCACAACAACCGGUUCUCCGGUGAGCUGCCCGAUGGGAUUUGGUCCGCCAUGUAUUUGACGACCGUGAUGGUGAGUAACAACAACCUCACGGGAAGGAUACCGCCGUCGCUCGGAAAGUGUUCUCCACUGACAACUCUUUUCGUGGACGGCAACCAAUUCUCCGGCAAGGUACCUGAUGGGAUAUGGGCGGCCGUGAAUUUGACAAUUCUUGUCAUGAACGAUAACGCCUUCUCCGGCACGCUUCCCCACAAACUCCCACCGAAGCUUUCGUGGUUAGAAAUCGUAGACAAUCGAUUCACCGGCAAAAUUCCCUCCUCCGCUCCCAGCUUGGUGGUGUUCUUGGCCAGCAACAACAUGUUCUCCGGCGAGCUCCCCUCCAACCUAGCUGGACUUUCAACACUCCAACUCUUCAAUAUGGGAAACAAUAUGAUCUCCGGAAGAAUUCCGGAGGAUAUCUCAUUGCUGAAGUCACUCGCCGAGCUCAAUCUACGCCAUAACCAGCUAACAGGAGAGAUUCCGACGUCGAUCGGGUCGCUGAAGCAACUGACAUCGAUGGAUCUAUCGGGCAACGAGCUCUCCGGCUCAAUCCCAUCAGAGAUGGGUAAUCUGAAGCUCAGUUAUAUCGACCUCUCGUCCAACCAGCUCUCCGGCGAGAUUCCGGUGGCGCUACAGACCGAGGCAUUCGACCAAAGCUUCCUCUCCAACCCAGGACUUUGCGCCUCCAAUUCUCUUCUCAGCGUCCCUACCUGCCCGACCAGGGAUCACAACUUACUCUCUCGCCUUGGCCUUCGCAUCCUCUUGCUCGCUCUGUGCUCGCUCGUGUUCUUGACCGCGGCAACGCUGUUCUCCAUCUGCGUGAUCGGGAAGAACAGGAAGAGGAGGCAUCUCGCCGCAUGGACGCUGACCCCUUUCCACUCGUUGGAUUUCACGAAAUCCGACAUCGUAAAUGGAAUCAAGGAGGAGAAUCUCAUCGGCGUGGGCGGCGCUGGUAAGGUCUACAGGGUCACUCUGGGAAACCAGGCCAGCGAGAUCGUGGCCGCCAAGAAGAUUUGGAACGGUGGGAAUCUGGACGGCAGGCUAGAGAAGCAAUUCCAGGCAGAGCUGCAGAUCUUGGGAUCCAUCAGGCACAAGAACAUCAUCAAGCUGCUCUGCUGCUGCUCCAGCCUCAACUCCAAGCUGCUGGUGUACGAGUACAUGGAGAACGGGAGCUUGCACAAGUGGCUGCACAGGAAACACAUGGCGGCCGGCGGAUCACCGCAAGAGACACCACUGGAUUGGCCAAGGAGGCUGGAGAUCGCCAUCGGGUCGGCCCGAGGGUUGUGCUACAUGCACCACGAUUGCUCACCGCCCAUCAUACAUCGAGACGUGAAGUCGAGCAACAUCUUGUUGGACUCGGAAUUGAACGUUAAGAUCGCCGACUUCGGGUUGGCGCGGAUGGUGGCUAAGCCCGGUGAGCUCGAUACGGCAUCCGUCGUCGCCGGGUCGCAUGGCUACAUUGCUCCAGAAUGCGGGUACAGCAGAAGGUUGAACGAGAAAGUGGACGUGUACAGCUUCGGGGUGGUUCUUCUGGAGCUGACAACGGGAAGGGAGGCAUACGACGGCGGUGACGAUCAGUGUAACCUGGCAGAAUGGUCCCGGCGACACCUUCAAGAAGGUGGAGAACCAGGCGAUGCCAUCGACCCGGAGCUACGAGGCUCAUCGCACGUAGACGACAUGGCGACGGUGUUCGAGUUGGGCGUCCUCUGCACGGAGACUUCGCCUUCGCAAAGACCUUCGAUGAAGGAAGUGUCUCGAUUCCUGAUGCGAUGCAAGAGGGCCUGAAACGAAGCCCUGUGGAGUGGCUCAACUUCCCCAAGCGAAGGAAGGUGGCUUUCCAAACAUUUGAGCAGUGACUGAUGUCCACUGCAGCUGCAUGAUUGAUUGACAACCAAAUGACAUAGAACAUGAUUUUUCUCAUCAUCGUCGCAAGAAGCAGUUCUGUUUGUUAGAAGAUCAAAUUAGGAAACAGAACAUAGCCAAGCAUGCAUCAAAGUGUAGAAGAAAACCACUGUUACAGAUAAAUACUGGCACAGCAUCAGCUGCAGACAGGAGACCAAUCCAUAAGAUUUGUGAAGGGAUCAGAUCUCCUCCUCUUAUUUGCCAAUAGUGAAGAGACGAUAGCAAAAAGGAUAAAAAAA